GAGCGUCUCGAGCCAACAGCAGCAUCACAACCGAGUGAAGAUGGCGGCUCAGUGAUGCUGUCAACGAGACUGAGUUUACCCGUUUCUUUAAACUUGAUAUAUUCGUAAGGCUCUUUUUCGGAUAGCCGUAUCAAAGGAAAGUGUGUCGGUUGCUCCUGAACAAUUAAUAAUGGAGACUUUUCAUCUUCCCUCCCAGCCUCUUCAUUUCUCAGCCAACGCUGCACCUUUGUCAUUGUGAGGAAUUGAAUAUCAGGUAUCUGAACACAUGCUGAGAGCCACACACUUCCACCCAGGACAAAUCAACCGAUAGAGUGACCAAUUCAUCUAUCCACCAAGAUCAUUCGCGGCAGCAGAAAGGCACUGUGACACAUCCUGCGUCAUGGUGAACGUAUCGUCCAAGCUGGGCCUCUGCAGGGGGCACCGUUCACCCUCUCACCCCAGCGGUAAACACCAGAGCAUCAACUACUGAGGCCAACGGGGCAAAGUGGAGCACGCAAGCCUCAAAGCUCUCAAACGUUUCCCGAAGAGCCCUCUGUGUCUGGAGAUAAGGGCUCAUAUGAACACUGUGCAAACAAAAGUAAGCGACCAAACAGCUGAUCCUUUGGAAAGUGUUAGUGGAGGAGUGUCGAGAGUGAUCAAGAAACCCAAUCCUCUUAACCCCGGCCCGAGACGCCAGCCGAGCACGGAGAACCUGUGGAGGGGGUGGAAUAGCUGAGGGACCUCAUUGGAAUCCUUGCGCUACGGAGCAGCACGUGCAUUGUAGCAAAAGGCAGCAAUCGAGGCGGAGACACGAGUCAUGGGCUAUGGGGGCCAUGGUGACAUAGCAUAAAUGGCUACUCUUGACCCAAAGUUUGUGCCACUGUCUGCUGCUCAACCCUUUUCCUUUUUCCUUCUGUUUACCUCUCUGUCGUCCUUCGGCCUGCGAACGCUGCAACACACAGGCUGUCACCCUCCCCUCUGCCCCCCUAAUUUCCCCAGACCCGCUUUCGCUCCGUGGCCAUGGGGCUGUGGAAGUUAGUGCGGGGCGUCAGGCAACUCGAGCUCCACCGCCUCAUCAUGGCGCUCAUCAUCUUCUGCCUGCUCUCUAUGGCGUUCCUGGCCUACUAUGUGAGCAACAGUCCUAAAAUAAAAGAGGCGCCCCCAAUGCCCUUCAGUGACUGUGGUGGGGUGGUCGCGGAUGCGGUGGGAGGACAACGGGCUCCUCUUUUUCUACCUCCGUUUACAAGCCGACAAAGGACUGUUAAAACAGUGGAUAACUCGAAAACCGAGCCUGUGGUGCUGGUGUUUGUAGAGAGCAUCUACUCUCAGCUUGGCCAAGAGAUUGUGGCCAUUCUAGAGUCCAGUCACUUUCGUUACCACACCGAGAUUGCGCCCAGCAAGGGCGACAUGCCUACGUUGAUGGAGCGUGACGUUGGGCGAUACGCCUUAGUCAUUUAUGAAAACAUUCUCAAAUAUGUCAACUUGGACGCCUGGAACCGUGACCUGCUGGACAAGUAUUCCACUGAGUUUGGCGUAGGCAUCAUCGGCUUCUUCAAAGCCAAUGAGAACUCCUUGCUCAGUGCACAGCUGAAAGGCUUUCCACUUUUUCUGCACUCUAACCUGGGUCUACAGGACUAUCACAUCAACCCUGCAGCUCCAUUGCUUUACAUCACCAAGCCUAAUGAAGUGGAGCAGGGACCGCUUCCUGGUAACGACUGGACAGUUUUUCAAUCCAACCACAGCACCUAUGAGCCAGUGCUUCUUGCAGUCACAAAGUCCUCGGAAGCGCUGGCCCACCUUGGCCCUCACCGGGCUCUCCAUGCCACUGUUAUACAAGACCUAGGCCUUCACGACGGUAUUCAGAGGGUGCUGUUCGGCAACAACCUGUCAUUUUGGCUACACAAGUUGAUUUUUGUGGACGCCAUUGCCUAUUUGACAGGAAAGAGACUGUGCUUGUCCUUGGAGAGGCAUCUGCUUGUUGACGUGGAUGAUAUAUUUGUGGGAAAGGAGGGCACACGAAUGAAGGUGUCAGACGUGAAGGCUUUGCUGAAUACACAAAAUAAACUACGGGCACUAGUUCCAAACUUCACCUUUAAUCUUGGCUUCUCUGGGAAGUUCUACCAUGCAGGAACAGAAGAAGAAGAUGAAGGUGAUGACAUGUUGUUGCAGAACAGACAUGAGUUCUGGUGGUUUCCACACAUGUGGAGUCACAUGCAGCCUCACCUUUUUCAUAAUGUCAGUGUGCUGGCAGAGCAGAUGAGACUCAACAUGCAGUUUGCACAGGAACAUGGUAUUCCCACAGAUAUGGGGUACGCUGUGGCCCCCCAUCAUUCCGGAGUUUAUCCUGUACACAGCCAGCUGUAUGAGGCCUGGACGAGUGUAUGGGGGAUCACAGUGACCAGCACGGAAGAAUAUCCGCACCUGAGACCGGCACGACAUCGGAGGGGCUUCAUACACUCUGGCAUAAAGGUGUUGCCCAGGCAGACGUGUGGCCUUUUUACGCACACCAUCUUCUAUAAUGAGUACCCUGGAGGAUCUCGCGAGCUGGACAAAAGCAUUCGGGGAGGAGAGCUCUUCCUCACCAUCCUCCUUAAUCCUAUCAGCAUCUUUAUGACUCACCUGUCUAACUAUGGAAACGAUCGACUCGGCCUCUACACCUUCGAGUCUCUGGUGAAGUUUGUGCAGUGUUGGACCAACCUGCGCCUACAGACUCUGCCCCCUAUUCAACUAGCAGAGAAAUACUUCCAGAUCUUUCCAGAGGAGAUGGACCCCCUAUGGCAGAACCCCUGUCAUGACAAAAGGCAUAAAGACAUCUGGUCCAAGGAGAAGACUUGUGAUAGGCUACCCAAAUUUUUGGUGAUUGGCCCACAGAAAACAGGUACCACAGCUUUGCACUCGUUUCUCACCCUUCACCCUGCCAUCACCAGCAACUUCCCCAGCCCCGUCACCUUUGAGGAGAUCCAGUUCUUUAAUGGGCCUAACUAUCACAGCGGCAUUGACUGGUAUAUGGACUUCUUUCCCUUUCCCUCAAACGUCAGCACAGACUUCAUGUUUGAGAAAAGUGCCAACUACUUUGACACAGACCUGGUUCCCAAGAGGACUGCAUCCUUACUGCCCAGAGCCAAGAUCAUAGCAUUGCUUAUCAACCCGGCUGACAGAGCUUACUCCUGGUACCAGCAUCAGCGAGCGCAUCAGGACCCUGUUGCUAUAAACCACACCUUCCAUGAGGUGGUGACAGCUGGUCCCUCUGCAUCUAAAGAACUAUUGGUCCUUCAGAAUCGCAGCCUUAAACCGGGAACGUACACCGUACAUCUGGAGCACUGGCUGUUGCACUACCAGCCCAGACAACUCCAUAUCGUAGAUGGCACCCUGCUCCGAUCUAACCCAGCUCUGGUGAUGGACGGCAUCCAGCGGUUUCUGGGGGUCACACCCAUCUUCAACUACACCCAAGCCCUUGUUUUUGAUGAGGGUAAAGGAUUUUGGUGUCAGAGGUUGGAAGGAGGCCGUCCUAAGUGUCUGGGGAAGAGUAAAGGCAGGAAAUAUCCAGAAAUGACCCCUGAGACACGGUCCUUCCUGACAGAGUACUAUCGAGAGCAUAACCUGGAACUGUUGCGGCUGCUGAAUCGACUGGGUCAGGCUUUACCCUCGUGGCUCAGAGAGGAGCUGCAGAGCUCCAGCUGGAGCUGAGAGAACUUCACCUGCAUCCCCAGUAUCACAACACCUAAAAAAACAGUGUCCACUCAUUACAGAGAAACCAGGGGAAAGACUUUUCAUUUAAAGCCCUCCACGUGAACUCAGUUAAGAACUGUAGUAGCAGUGAUGAGACGAGCUGUGAUUAUGACAGACCGGUUUGAGACGGACCACAGAUAUGAGCAUUUCUUUGCUGCCAAGGUGCUGACAUAGGCUCAUUCUGAGAUGAAGAAGUGAAAGCGACCGACUUCCUCUUUUAAUAUGACAGGCCUGCUUAUUAGGACCAGAACACACUACAGAUCUGGACAAGCAUGAAUUUAAUGAUGACCGAAGAGUGUUGAAUACAAUCUCAUACGCUACAAAACACACACUGUCUAGCCUUGCUCAGCCCGUCUGAGGAGUGAUUGUAAAACAUUGUACAUUUCAAAGCAUUGUAUAUUUUGGGUUUGGGUGGGUGGGAUUGUAACUGAAUAGACAUCAGUUGAACGUGACAGCGUUUGUGUACAGACGGAGCUCCUUUUGAGCAGGACCACAAAUCUACAGCCCUUCUCUUUUCCACAGGCGCACACACACAAACGCACAAAGCUGGAUCAGAAACCAAACGGUAAGUGAGUAUAUGCAAUUGAGGGAGUCGUCUGUACAUUGUCACGUCUCCCAGUAUAAUCCAAUCUGAAGCAUUUUUGUCAAGUGUCUUAUCCCCGUAAUUAUCCUAGCCAUGCACUUUUCUCUACUCUACACACACACAGAUUGGUGAAAGUUCAUAUGUCGUAUGUAAGAAGCUGUGAAUGGGGAAAGAGAAUGGCUGGGAUACGAUUUGUGGUCAGUCCUAAACAAUGAGAAGCUGCUGUCUUGUUUUGUAAAAAAUGUAUUUUAAAUUCUCAACACAGUAUUAUCUCUAAUAAACUCUUAGAGAGGU
This is a messenger RNA of Triplophysa dalaica, 4585 nucleotides long. It is a transcript of the gene ndst2a, whose product is annotated as N-deacetylase/N-sulfotransferase (heparan glucosaminyl) 2a. Gene Ontology annotation, molecular function: deacetylase activity; heparan sulfate N-sulfotransferase activity. The coding region runs from base 1000 to 3666 and encodes 888 amino acids. The record is from RefSeq and is a predicted model, not a curated record. Lineage: Eukaryota; Metazoa; Chordata; Actinopteri; Cypriniformes; Nemacheilidae. The transcript is spliced from 16 exons. Gene Ontology annotation, cellular component: Golgi apparatus.